Messenger RNA from Mizuhopecten yessoensis (Yesso scallop), 4587 nucleotides. RefSeq names its product conserved oligomeric Golgi complex subunit 3-like. The record is from RefSeq and is a predicted model, not a curated record. Bases 5 to 2569 code for a protein of 854 amino acids. The transcript is spliced from 22 exons. Gene Ontology annotation, cellular component: COG complex; membrane; cis-Golgi network. Gene Ontology annotation, biological process: intra-Golgi vesicle-mediated transport; intracellular protein transport; Golgi organization. NCBI's taxonomy places the organism in Eukaryota, Metazoa, Mollusca, Bivalvia, Pectinida, Pectinidae.
ACCAAUGAUGGCGGACACGUUGGCUUUGCCUGUCAACCAGAGAGUGAUACGCGAUCGUUUGCAUGCAUGGGAAUCAACCACUGACUCCAAAGCUCCUCUCACAGGCACUCAGAAGGAUGGUCUAGUGGAACUGACAUCCAAAACUUCAGAAAGGCCAUUCCCUAAAGAUCUUCCAGAGGAUGAAGUUCCAUUGGCAAUGUCUAAAACUCCUCCCUCCCAGCUGAACAGUGACUCCCAGGAAACAAAGGGUUUCACUCUGUCCAGUGACACCGAUACAAUUGACACAGCUCAACAGUUUUUCUCCUGGUUUUCCACUGUGGAAGAAGAUAUUGAGAGAGAUGAAGAGAUAACUUAUAGACGUUACAUAGAGGAGCUGAGAGAGUACCAGAAACAAUGUGACCAAGUCCUUGAAGAAGUGGGCACUGCCUUAGACUACCUCACUAGUCUUCAGGCCCACUAUAUCCACGUCUCCACAAAGACAAAUGCCCUCCAUGAUGCCUGCGAACAUCUGCUCGCGGAACAGACACGACUCAUCAACACUGCAGAAAACAUCAGUAAUAAAUUGUCUUACUUCAAUGAGCUGGACCGAAUAUCUUCAAAACUUGAUUCUUCCACUCUGGCUGUCACCAAUGAAUCCUUUGUCCCAAUGUUGUCCCGCUUAGACGAGUGCAUACUGUAUGUAUCUAAUAAUGCACGCUGUAAAGAAUCUUCAGUUUACCUGGCAAAGUUCAGACACUGCCUCGCUCGGGCUUUAAACCUGAUCAAAGGUCAUGUGGUACACAUAUUACAAACAGCUACGCAGCAAGUUCAACCCAGUAAGGAUACUCUCAAUGUUGGUGACAACGCCUUCACACUGUUCUACGGAAAGUUUCGCGCCAAUGCUCCUCGUGUCAAAUCAUUGAUGGAAGAACUGGAGCAGCGAGUUGAUAAAAGUCCCGAGUAUGUACAGAUACUGGCCGACUGUCACCAGUGUUACUUUCAACAGAGGGAAGUUCUACUGGGACCGAGUGUGUCAUCCACUGUAACUGAUCUGGCCACCAAACACGCCCGCGACCACUGUGCUCUGAUGAGAAGUGGAUGUGCGUUUAUGGUCCAUGUAUGUGAGGAUGAACACCAACUCUACUUCAACUUCUUCUCCAAACCAACCUCCCAGCUAGAUGAAAUGUUGGAACACCUGUGUAACAGUCUGUAUGACAUGUUCCGACCGCUCAUCAUCCACAUCAACCACUUGGAAACACUGUCAGAGCUGUGUUCCAUCCUCAAGAUAGAGAUGCUGGAGGAACACGUACAGAAUAAUGCCAACGGGCUGGUGGCAUUCGAGAUGAUUUGUAAACAGAUGCUGAUGGAUGUGCAGGAGCGACUUGUUUACAGGACGUACAUUUGUAUCAAGGCUGACAUCCUGAACUAUAAAGCUGCCCAAGGGGACCUGGCCUACCCAGAGAAGCUGGAGAUGAUGGAGAGUAUAGCAGAAGGCAUUAAAAACAGCCAGAAUACCAAGGAAAGGUCAAGGUCAUCCUCUAUGUCCUCGACAGGUGAAGGUCACAAAAGGUCACUUUCUAAUGUCUCCAACACCAGUCUGGAGGUAGCUCAGAUCACGGACGGGGAACAACAAGAAAUGGGGCCACCUGUCGUAGCAGGAGUUGGGGACCCACAGCACCCUCGUGGGACGUCGAUGCCCCUAUCUCCUGCGGACCUCCAUGGUAUGUGGUAUCCGACAGUGCGCCGGACACUGGUCACCCUGUCUAAACUCUACAGAUGUAUAGACAAGACUACAUUCCAAGGUCUGUCUCAGGAAGCACUGCAGUCGUGUAUACAAAGUCUACAGAACGCCAAGGAGGGAAUCACCAAACGCAAGAAUGUUUUAGAUGGGGAACUGUUCAUCAUCAAACAUCUUCUGAUUUUACGGGAACAAAUCGCUCCCUUCCAGGCCGACUUCUCCAUCAGGGAAACCUGCCUGGAUUUCAGUAAAUUCAAAGACCUGAGUUUAUCACAAGCUGGUCAUAAGUUUCUGGGUGCUGCCUAUGAUCUGGUGAACAGCAAGUCCAAACUGUUUGCCUUAAACAGUACCAACGCAUUACUGCAGUUUAUCCUGGAGGGUACUCCCCAGGUGACGGAAUACUUCGUUGAUUCCAAGCGUGAUGUCGACCAGCAGUUGAAGAGGAGCUGUGAGGAUUUUAUACAUCAUGUCACUGGGCUGUUUACAGAACCACUACAGACGUUUCUGUCCAGAGCUAGCGUGGUAAUCAGUAUGAAAACCGAGGAACCAGCUAGGAGUGUGACACUCGGACAACAGCCCUUCGCCACGCCCGAAAAGUUACACGACGUCAUAGCCGAGACUUAUCGCAAUCUCAAGACGCGCCUUCCCACGGUCCAACGGUCUAUGUCUCUGUACUUAGCCAAUCGAGAUACAGAGGUCAUUCUCUUCAAGCCAAUUAAGGUGAACAUUCAGUCAACAUACCAACAGGUGGACAAGAUCCUGGCUGAUCACUACACUGAGGAGGACAGAUUGAUCGUGGCCUUACCAAGCUCUGAACAGAUUAAUUUACUGCUAUCAACAUCCAAGUCCUGAAGAGAGCUCAGAAGAAGUGGUGUUAACUAUAUCUGUGAUACAUGUCCCUACUAAAGACACCAAUACAGUCUGGGGAUCAUCAGGCAUACCCUUAUUUGGACAUGCAUGUGAUUUACAUGUGAUUUGUACCUUUUAUUGCCAAGUCGGUCAGCUUUGCUUCAUUUUAUAUCAGCAAUACUUUUUCUUCAUGUUUGGAUUUAGUUAUUAGAGUGUGUAAACCAUAUUUUCUGAUAGUCCAGGAGGUUUGAUAGAUACUUAGAUAAUUUGAAAGUUUUGCUCUCUAUGUCAGAGGCUUAAUUCUUCUCAGACAUGAGCCAUUUAUAAAGAAGUGAAGUGGGCUACCGUUUGAGAAAAAGGAUAAUAAUCGAAAACAGUGUAUGUAAAGUUUUUCAAUGAAAAGUUACAAAAACUCAUUUUCGAAACAAAACAAAAUUUAAAAGUAAAUUUAUUGACUAAAUUGCAAGUACAUAGUAAUCUUGAAUGUAAAAGUAAAAAAAAAAAAUCUAGUGAAAUAUGAAAAAUUCUCAAUCUGACAAAAGAUAUUAUGUUUCAUGGUAGUGAGAGAAAAUCAUAUCUUAUAAUAUACAUUUUUAUUACUACACAUUCUCAGUGUUUUCUUUUUUUUUAAUCUUUUUUUUGACAAUGUUUGGGUUAUUUUGUGUGGGUUAACAUUUGAUUGUGAUUAUUCAUAUCAAGUUACAGUACAUGUAUUAUGAUGAUAGAUAUUUAAAAUGUCUGACCUAUAAAUGAGAUGUGCAAUACCAGGGUGAUACAAGGUGCAGUGUGUAUGAUUGAGUGCACGGAACUGAAGGAUCAAGGUUUUUGUUAAUUGACUAGGAAUAUAUCAAUUCCAGGAGCUUACUGUUAUUAUGAAUGAGUUUUCAAUUUCUUAUCUCAAUGGAAUGGAAACAUAAUUUCAUCUGGAAAAACAGAAAGACACAGAUGCGUAUAUGUAAAUACUUUAUUUGUUAUAAUAGGAUAUUAGUGGACCCAGGCAUUGCUGCCUCUAUAUCCACAUCAAUAUAGUUUGAAAUUCAUUGUGGUAAACAUAAAAUAAGCCUGUAUAUAAUAUAAGGCACUGUAUGAUAGGACUUCAACUCCAGAUCUUUCCAGAAUUCGUCCAAGUUUUUCUCAAAGUCUAAUACCAGUAUUUAACACAGUGGCAUUCAAUGACAUAAACGUUUUAACUUCCCAAUAAUUAUCCAAAAUGCUGUAACAGAUUUGAAGUGUGAGGUUUAACGAAGUGAAAUACGUGAUCCAAGGAUGUUUGAUUGUAAGGAUGGUCGUGUGUGGUUGUAAGGGCCAUGUGACUGCUCGUAUGAAUGAAUUGCAGUGUAGCUGAUGUGUAAGAUGCACAGAACUCUAAAGGUACUGUAUACUGGGAAACCUUUCACCCCCGUGAAAUAUUCACCCUUAUCUGGUAAAUUUCCUGGUAUACAGUCCAUAUGUUUACCAAUAUCUCUAGCUUAAAUUAUUAUUGAAUUUCUUAAUCAGGAACUGUAUUUCAUUCAUAUGACAAUUUUCUUCCCUCACGUGGAGAAUGUUCUCAUUUUUCUGUAUAUUAUUUUAUGGAAAGCAGGGCCAAGUUGCUCAAAGUUGAAUUAGCUUCAGCGCAUAUUAAGUUAUUAACACGAACGUUUUAAAAAUAACAACUACAACUAUCACACACACCCCUUCCGCCCCCCCGCCCCCUCCACAAAAAGAAUAUGUGCUUACACACACUUUAAAAAAAAAAAUCUCAAAUCUUGAAAAAAUUGUUAAUGACUUGGCAAGCUAACCAGACUUUGAACACCUUAGGGUUACUGUGCUUGAAAUGUUAUUGGUUGAUGUAACUAGACAAGACUGAUUAAUGGACCACAAUACCUGGGAUUAAAACAUUUAUCGUAAGUGCUUUUAUGUGUACUCACUAAUUUGAAUGUACCACAGUAGUAUUUAUAAUUCAUCAUAUGUACUGUAGAAUUUACAGUGGGUGAUCAUGUUUUAUUUAUGCUGGGAGAAUAAAAAAGUGAAGAAAACAA